AUGGCUGCCAAAGCUUCAUUCCAACUUUUCCCGUCUCCGGCGAAGAACAAGAAGAACCCGUUCAGGACAAUACCCAGGAGAGAAGAGACAAGAAACAUAUCCCCCGUUAUUUCUGAACCGGAUGAGAGCAUCAAGUCCGGCAUUCAGACAGAAUCGGUCAUUAUCAAGAUCAUUGAAGACACAAACACUGACACCAUACAACCCCAGUCGACAGCUCUGUCCAAUGUUUCGCCCUCAGAGACCCUGUCAGACGCAACACAUUUUAAUCCGGAGCAACGUCAAAGAACUCCCGUCUCUCCCGGAAAACCAAUCAACUCGAUGUUUCCGCAGUACAMCCCUAMCCUGCCAUUAAACAAGCAGGCUUACUUUCCUCGGAACAGGGAUUCGAACAACACAUCUCAAGAAAGUACUAUUUUUGCAAGCGGACCAUAUCGUGAAACGCAGGUUCCUCCUGAAGUUGAUGCCGUUCUUGGGCCCAAGACGGUACCUGCUAGCGUGUUCAACUUUCCUUCUGGUGCCCUAAGUCCUCGGGUGCAUUACUCAACCGCAGAAGACUUGGUGACAUUAUGGGAGUCAGCUAACGGACAAGAGUUACGAGAGACUUUGGGAACCUUUAACCUACGUGCAGAGAGAGUCGACACUACUACUUUCACUUUCGGUAAUCCUCAACUGCCAUUCUACACUUUACACACUGGUGCAGAUGGGUUCUCGUUGCUACGAAAUCAUCCAUUGAAGCGGAACCGCGGUGUCCAAGUCAUGGCUCUCGACUUUGAAAACCCAGCUCGUCGACAACCACCCAACGACGGAUUAGUGACGGUAAUAUUUUCCAAACUCGCGGCGAUGCUUGCGGUCGAACAAGCUGCAGAACUCACUCGACAUCAUGCCUUAGCUCCAUCCGAAGCCAUGGAAGUAGAGACAAAUGCAGUCAACCGUGCUGCGUCUCAAGAGUCUUGUCGUCUCAUUUGGAAUGAACGGCAACAUCGAUACGAAUUACAGCACCCGUCUAUUCUUAAGCAACAUUCACCGGCCUUGCUAGGCGAUGAUGGUAACCCGCUACCCCGAGUACAGACGGCGAAACCUGGCAUCCUACAUAUUACCGUUUCCCUCACUGCGGAGAGGGAGUCCGAGCAUUACCAGCCUCCAGUCAUCAUGGUCACAAGCCCGCGGUCACCCAACAGUAUCCAGGCAGGAGAUAUGGAAGCGACGCCACGGACAUCAACAUUACCGCAGGCGGAUAUUGAUGAACCCCUGGCCUCCUUCGAUCUCAACACCAUGAGUCUCUCUAUAUGUGCCGGACUUACCACGAGCAUCAUUCCAUCGCUCUAUGCGAUCGACUCUCUUAUUGUAGCCAUUCUUGCCGUCGCUGUCACGGACGAAAGCACCUACCCUGUCCUUGCCAACACGGAAUUGUACGUGUCGGGUCUGGACUCAUCACGAACUCCAAGACAAACACCGCAAAAGCAUCGUAAAAGCCGGUUGUUCCGCAAUUCUAUCGCUUCUACAGCCGCGAAAACGAACACCACGUAUUCGGGGAGAUACUUUGCCACGUUUGCCGAACGGGAAGAAGCGGAGGAAGAAGCCAAACUAAUGGCUCAAUUGCGCGCAUCGGAGUCAAAGGAACGAAGCAAGAAAAAGAAACACAGCACCUCGGAAAAGAAAAAGGGCGGAAUGUUCUCGUUUCUUGGUAGCAAGAAAAGUCAAGGCAAGCCAGAUGGCAAAACAAAGCAGAUAAUAGUCGAGGAAUUUGACAUGGAGAAAUACGGACAUUUUGGUCAAGGAUCGAGCAGAGAAGGUCAGGAUUUACCUGGACCGGCAAAGAUGUUGGUGAGCUUGUUGGUUUUCGGGUUGCAGAUUGUUGUUACGUUGUUGUCGACUGGUGUCAAAUGUGCUGUGUGGAUGGUGGUUAAUGUGACUCGAUGUGUGACGAGUGAGAAAUUUUGA
Messenger RNA from Talaromyces amestolkiae, 1941 nucleotides. RefSeq lists its product as uncharacterized. Bases 1 to 1941 code for a protein of 646 amino acids. The record is from RefSeq and is a predicted model, not a curated record. The transcript has 2 exons. Lineage: Eukaryota; Fungi; Ascomycota; Eurotiomycetes; Eurotiales; Trichocomaceae.